Arabidopsis arenosa is the source of this 1235-nucleotide messenger RNA. Lineage: Eukaryota; Viridiplantae; Streptophyta; Magnoliopsida; Brassicales; Brassicaceae. The record is from the annotation of a GenBank genome assembly.
AUUUAGCAGACGAAAAAAGAAAGAGUGAUGAAACAUGGAAGUAAACGUGUCUCUAGAGUCAUGUCAAGUGUAAGACAGAGGAAGAGAGAAGAGAGGUGCGUCAAAGACAAGGAACGAGAGAUGUCAAUCGCUGCUUUCUUCGGCGCGUGCAUUCUAGAGAGAGAGAUGGGCUCGAAGACGGAGAUGAUGGAGAGAGACGCAAUGGCUACGGUGGCUCCUUAUGCGCCGGUCACUUACCAUCGCCGUGCUCGCGUUGACUUGGAUGAUAGACUUCCUAAACCUUAUAUGCCAAGGGCAUUGCAAGCACCAGACAGAGAACAUCCAUACGGAACGCCAGGCCAUAGGAACUACGGACUUAGUGUUCUUCAACAGCAUGUCUCCUUCUUCGACAUCGAUGAUAAUGGCAUCAUCUACCCCUGGGAGACCUACUCUGGACUGCGAAUGCUUGGCUUCAAUAUCAUUGGGUCGCUUAUAAUAGCCGCUGUUAUCAACCUGACCCUUAGCUAUGCUACUCUUCCGGGGUGGUUACCUUCACCUUUCUUCCCUAUAUACAUACACAACAUACACAAGUCAAAGCAUGGAAGCGACUCGAAAACAUAUGACAAUGAAGGGAGGUUUAUGCCGGUGAAUCUUGAGUUGAUAUUUAGCAAAUAUGCGAAAACCUUGCCAGAUAAGUUGAGUCUUGGAGAACUAUGGGAGAUGACAGAAGGAAACCGUGACGCUUGGGACAUUUUCGGAUGGAUCGCAGGCAAAAUAGAGUGGGGACUGUUGUACUUGCUAGCAAGGGAUGAAGAAGGGUUUUUGUCAAAAGAAGCGAUUAGGCGGUGUUUCGAUGGAAGCUUGUUCGAGUACUGCGCCAAGAUCUACGCCGGUAUCAGUGAAGACAAGACAGCCUACUACUAAAGGUAUCCUUUAUGUUAAGUAAUUGAUCGAGCCAUUUUAGGCUAAUAAUCGAUCAAUGUGAAACUUGUGCCUAUACGGUAAAUGAAGGUUCAGGUAGUAGUAUGGACUUUUGGUCCAAGAGAUCUAUGUUUGUUUUGUUUUGUCCAAUUCUGUAUCGUAUAUUAUAAGUUGCAGCUCUAUAGAAAAGCUUCUGUAUCUUUUGUUGCCUUAGUCUCUGUUUGUACCAACCUUUUUCCAGUUAUUUCCAUUUUUACACUGUUAGUUAUUAUUGCCAAAUCUAUAGCUGAGUUUCUCUAUAGACUAUAGUAGUGUAAUGAAUAUGUUCACAUAAA